GCUGUUUCCGACACACACACACACCCCUAGCCAUUACUGUUCAAAGCGUGACUGACCCCCUUCUCCCCCCACCCACCCCCCGACAUUGAGGUUAGUUAAUGCUGGCCCACCCUGCAGGGUUGGCAGCAGCAGCGGGCACCCUCCGGGGCAGCCCCCCUCACUUGGAUAAAUGCAAACAUGGGGGAGGGGGCAGUGUGCAGAUGUUGUCUCCCAGCAUCCACAGCUAGGGGUCAUUGCAGCUGGGGAUGAUGGUGGUUGUCGUCAACAGCGUCUGGGAAUCCCUUUUACAGGGAACUGGGGGGGUGUGGGGGUGUAUGGAUGUUACCAGAAGAACUCGAGGGUUGUGUCAGUUCCAGGGAAUGCCACCCAGAAAUGGAAUUCAUUUCAUGGCCAGUCAGGAGGAACCCUUGCAUUUCAGGGGGCAUUCCCUGUCCUUCGCUUUUAGGAUGUCCUGACUGUCUCUCCCAUCUAGGAUUUGCAUGCUGACAGUCCCACAUUCAAUCCCUGGCAGGAUCUCCAGGAAGGGGUGGGAGAGACUCCUGCCUGAAACUAUGGAGAGCUGCAGCUGCUGCUGCCAGUCAGUGUAGACAUUACCCAGCUACAUGGACUCAGGACGAGACAGCUUCCUCUGUUCCUAAGAUGGUAGUAAGUGGUUGGAAUAGCAAGAGCGGCACACCAUUUCCACUUAGAAAGCCCAAGGCUCUGUGUCUUGCCUGCUGAGACCCUGGGGGGGGGGCGGGGAGUACAAGGAUGCGUCCCUGCAUCACUAGACGCCUGGCUGGCAACCCUACAAACCACACAGUCCCAUGCAUGUUGACUGGAAAUUAAGGCAUCUCCCCCCCACCCUUUUAAUGGGGCUUGCUCCCAGGUAAGUGUGCAUGGGAUGCAAUCAAAAUCUGCAAUCCUACCUAUGCUUCUUAGGGAGCAAGGCCCACUGAAGUCAGUGGGGGCUUACUUCUGAGACAACAGCAUUGAGGAGGGCAGUGGAGGGCUGCCAUCCUGAACACCAUCGCCUGGGAGUAAGCCCUACUGAGCAUAAUAGCAUUAUUUACUUACAGGGAGCAUGCAUAGGAUUGCACAAUUACCGUAAGGCUGCAGUCUCAUGCACUCACCUGGGAGUAAGCCCUGUUGAACCACCGUUGGGCUUCACGGUGUGAAAGCUCAGGAGGCAGCAGCUGGGCUGAAGUUCGGCAAGGCUGGUGGGUACCUGACCUGGAUGGGAGCCGUUUCUGCUAAAUCCUGACUAAAUUACUCAAUGAAAGUCUGAUGGAAACUAAAUAGACCUUCACAGUCAUUCCUGAGUAGUGAAAUGACUUGACUAGCAAGCCAGAGAUUGCCAGUUCGAAUCCCCGCUGGUAUGUUUCCCAGACUAUGGGAAACACCUAUAUCGGGCAGCAGUGAUAUAGGAAGAUGCUGAAAGGCAUCAUCUCACACUGUGCGGGAGAUGGCAAUGGUAAACCCCUCCUGUAUUCUACCAAAGACAACCACAGGGCUCUGUGGGUGCCAGGAGUUGAAGUUGACUUGACAACACACUUUAACUUAGUCUGGAUGUCAGUCACUGUUUAUUGCCCUGACGGUGGUAGUUUAGUCACAAGCCUUUAAAGUUGCCUUCACAAUCUCUGUCCACAUGCCUCAGGUUACAGGGGCCAAGCACAGCCAUUAAACCACUAAUAUUCUGUCACCUGAGAGACAAGUUGUGUGUUUGUAUAAGAAGGCAGGUGUCAGCUAUAGACCACGAACCUGACACCACCUUAUUCCCCUGGUGGUAUAAUUUUCACAAAGGCUUUAAAAAAUUUUAUUUUGAAGUAAUUGAGGAAUUCCUUCCUUUCUUAAUCAUUUAAAAGGCUAAAUAGUCAUCUUAUUUUCAGAGACAUGUUUUAUACAUAUUCUUGUUCAGAACUGCCCUGCCAUUUCAAUGUAUAAAAUGGCUUUCUGGACAGGAAAGGUUGAGUAUCAAGUGGCCACGGAUCAGUCCGUCUGUCCAAUAUGACUUGCUAUUCUCGACAGUUUGGGAGGAAAUGUAAAAGAUGACGGUUGACUAUGGAUCACUAUUUUCUUGUCAGCCCAGGUCAUGUUCUCUUUCCCCAAUAUGUCUGUUCUCCAGAGACAACAAUCACAGAACAGUCACUAAUGAAACUUGUUUUCUUAACUAAAGGGUCAUUUCUCCCCACCCUUCAGUAAUCCUGCAGCAGCAAGAAGAUUGGCUUAAUCAGUUCCCUUUGCUUUGCUAUAUAGAGCCUUCUUUAUUAUAUCCAAUGCUUGAACUGUUAGUUUUCUUGUACUUAUCUAUUUAGACUUAUCUUUAGAUCCUUAAUAUGUUCUAGCAGGUAGGUUAAAUGGUCCACCCCUUUCAUUCAUUCAUUUAAGAAUUUAAAAGUUCAGUCUAGAUACAUUCCAUAUUUUUCAUAUUACAAGACAGGUGGUUUUGUACAAACAUAAGAACAGCCCUGCUGGAUCUGGCCCAAGGUCUUAUCUAGUCCAGCAUCCUGUUUCACAUAGUGGCCCACCAGAUGCCUCUGAGAAGCCCACAGGCAGGAGCUGAGGGCAUAUCCUCUCUCCUGCUGUUGCUUCCCUGCAACUGGUAUUGAUACCUCUUGCCUCUGAGGCUGGAGGUGGCCCACACAGCCACCAGCCUAGUAGCCAUUGAUAGACCUGUCUUGCAUGAAUUUGUCUAAGCGCCUUUUAAAGCCAUCCAAGCUGGUGGCCAUCACCAUAUCCCAUGGCAGAGAAUUCCAUAGUUUGAUUAUGUGCUGUGUAAAAAAGGACUUCCUCUUGUUGAUCCUAAAUUUCCCGACCUUCAGUUUCUGGGGAUGACCCCUGUUUCUAGCGUUGUGAGAGAGGGAGAAAACUUGAUCUGUCCACUCUCUCCACUUGAUGCAUCUCUAUCGUGUCUCUCCUUAGUCGCCUCUUUUCCAAAGUAAAGAGCCCCAGAUGCUGUAGCCUAGCCUCCUACGGAGGCUGCUCCAGACCCCUGAUCUUCAUGGUUGCCCUCUUCUGCACCUUUUCCCCAGGGUGGUAUAGAUAGAAACCUGGUAACUAGCUGAUUGCAUCAGAGGAGGAAGUGAAAGCACUCGUCUCAAACCAAUAAAAUACUGUUUAGAAUUAUUAGAGGAGACUUAUAAGCCAUCAUGCUCAACCGCUUGCUUGCUUACUUGUGACACAACUUGGUAUAUAUGUGUGUGGCAAGGCAGGAAGGGCAAGUAUGAAUUAUCUUCACAAAGUGUUUUAGAAAUUUCACAUAGACAAAAUUGUCUAGAAUGAUCCCAAUUUUGCUUUAGUAGUACUAAGUCAGUAGUAGUAGUAGUAGUACUACUACUACUACUACUCUGGGAAGAACAGCUGAAUGCUUGAAUGCAGAAGGUUCCAAGUUCCCUCCCUGGCAGCAUCCCCCAGACAAGGCUAAGAGAAAUUCCUGCCUGCAACCUUGGAGAAGCCGCUGCCAGUCUGUGUAGACAAUACUGAGCUAGAUGGACCAAUGGUCUGACUCGGUAUAUGGCAGCUGCCUAUGUUGCUGAUUAGAUUUUGCCAUAGUCCUACAGACUAUUCAGCAUGUUUUGUCACCUUUCAAAAUCUGAAAAGCCUUUUAAAUAUCUUGUACUUGUUAAACAAGCUGACCAUGUUUUUCUCUGUAUUUGGGAAAGGUGUGAAUGGAUCUAGAAAUCAACGCUUAAUAAAAUAUCUAAAAUCAAUAAGGUAUUAUUGAGUCUCAUUAAAAUGGUUUGUAUAAAGGCCUUUCAGGGUGUGUUUUUAAAGCCGAAACUAUAGAGACUCCAAUUCAGUAAUUAUACUGAAAUUCUGUAUUUCAUUGAUCUCCUUUUAUUUCCACUUGGUCUCUCACUCUGUGUCAAACAUUUUUCCAUCUUAAAAAAUACUUCAUAACUCAAACAUGUUGGUGGUAUAAACCGCUGCUUUUGUUCUGUUCCUGGUGGAUCAUGCAUCCUGUUUUCCUCCCAGGAUUCUUUUCUAUUUUAUAAAAAUUGUCAGGAUGUUCCACUUUUUCACAACCUCAUUAAGUUUCAGCCACACACAAAAAUUGUGGAGAAUUUAUGCCACUGUAGCGGCUGACCUAGUGAAUGUUCUGGGGUGUGCUGAGGUGGCAGUUCAGCAGUCCUGGCUUAGUCUACAUUGGGAAUAUUUGGCAAAGGUAGUAUGUGUAGUGGAAAUCUGCAAACUCUAUGUCAGAAUGUAUUCCAAAAAAUACUUGCACAUUUAUUUGUUUGGGUUGACCUCUCCUGCCUCUUCCCAAAUCCUUGACACCAGACACAAAGGCAGAAAGCUGGCCCCUUUGUCACCUUCACCAGUGUGAAAUUAAUUAAAAUCCAGAGUCUCCUCCGUUAGCUGAAGAAGUGGCCUCAAAGAAGGAAGAGAAAACAUUGAAUGACCUUGUGGACAUUUUGCAAGAUAUGGUGAAAAACGUCCCAACACGGCAAGCAGCAGUCCAAACAGCCACCUCACCGCUACGGACGGUCUUAGCAUCAAUCGCAGAGCCUUCUCCAUCGCCCUCGGAAACUGUGGACACUGUUUGGGUAAAUAUGAAGCCCACUGUUACUGAACCCAUAGAAACACUUUCCAUGGUUGAAAAAAUUAACCCUACUGCUACAACCGUGUUUUGGAAACUCCGACAUGAUGAAGAGGCAUCUGUGGUUUUGCAUUCUGAAAUAACGACUCCAGAAACUUCCCAAAGUGUUGCCAAUGCAGCAGCUGCCAUCAUUUCUGAGACUACCUUAGAAAAACCGCGUGUCAGUGUAGUGGAGAAAGGUACUACCAAAGAAGAAAGUAAGAGUUUUGAUCAACUAACAAAUGGAUCCUUGGCAAGUCUGGUGGAGUCCCUAAAAAAUGUUAAAAAGUUACACGCAGCAGUCGCUGAACAAAAAGAACAGGAAAGCCAUACUGAAGAGACUACAGAGGAACAUCAGCAUCACCCUUCAGGUGCAGACAUCUUGGACUUGAUUGACACAUUAAUCCAUACAAUACAGAAGGCACCUUCUUCUGUUAAAGAAGAUCCAGGUCUCCACAAGUAUGUUGAAAUAGCAGAGAACUACCUUAAGAAUGCUCUGGAACUAGCAGCAGAGGCGGAGAAGAAACUGAAGCAAAAGAAUAGUCCCUCACCACCAGCCCCUCCACCUGAGCCAACGACAGAAGUGCUGCUGGACAUACAUCCCUCACCUCCAGCACCUCCAUCUGAACCAGAGCAAGAGCUGCUUCUCGAGAUUCACGCCACACCAUCAGCAUCUCCGCCUGAACCAAAGACGGAGCUGUUGCUUGACGUUCAUCCUUCGCCACCAGCAGUUCCAUCUGAUCCAACGACAGAGGUAUUGCUUGAAGUUCGUCCCUCAUCACCUGCACCUUCUCCUGAGCCAUCCACAGAGCUGUUGAUUGAGAUUCAGUCCUUGCCACCUGCACCUCCAACUGAAACAGUGACAGAGGCGUUGAUCGAGGUUCCGUCUUCGUCACCUGCGCCUCCAACUGAAACAGUGACAGAGGUGUUGAUCGAGCUUCCGUCAUCGCCACCUGCACCUCCAACUGAAACAGUGACAGAGCCGUCUUCGUCACCUGCACCUCCAACCGAAACAGUGACAGAGGUGUUGAUAGAGCUUCCAUCAUCGCCACCUGCACCUCCAACUGAAACAGUGACAGAGCCGUCUUCGUCACCUGCACCUCCAACUGAAACAGUGACAGAGGUGUUGAUCGAGCUUCCAUCAUCGCCACCUGCACCUCCAACUGAAACAGUGACAGAGCCCUCUUCGUCAUCUACACCUCCAACUGAAACAGUGACAGAAAUAUUGCUUGAAGUUCAGUCCUCUCCACCUGCACCUCCAACUGAAACAGUGACAGAGGUGUUGAUCGAGGUUCCGUCUUCUCCACCUGCACCUCCAACUGAAACAGUGACAGAGGUUUUGAUCGAGGUUCCGUCUUCACCACCUACACCUCCAGCUGAAGCAGGGACAGAAGUAUUGCUUGAAGUUCAAUCCUCACCACCUGCACCUCCAACUGAAGCAGUGACAGAAAUAUUGGUUGAAGUUCAAUCCUCACCACCUGCACCUCCAACUGAAACAGUGACAGAAGGAUUGCUUGAAGUUCAAUCCUCACCACCUGCACCUCCUACUGAAGCAGUGACAGAGGUAUUGAUUGAGAUUCAAUCCUCACCACCUGCAUCUCCAGGUGAAGCAGCAACAGAACUCUUGAUCGAGAUUCAAUCCUCACCACCUUCACCUCCACCGGAACCAACAACAGAGGUGUUGAUUGAGGUUAGUUCCUCACCUGCACCUCCACCUGAACCAACAACUGAGGUUAGUUCCUCAGCUCCAGCACCUUCACCAACAACAGAAGUCUUGCUUGAGGUUAGUUCCUCACCUCCGGCACCUUCACCUUCACCAGCGACAGAAGUCUUGUUUGAGAACAGUUCCAUGCCAUCAGCCUCUCCGCCUGAACCACAGCUGACCAUUGAGGUGGCACAAACUCCCUCUGAGCCUCUAGAAGAAAAGGCAAAAGAUGUACAAAUGGAAAUAGGAAGGUUAAAGGCCUUUAUUAACUUGCUCUAUGGUUUUAGUCCCCAACUGACUAUGUACUCACAACCAUCGCCCAGGGAAAAAGCAGCUAAGGAGAUUGUCAACAGAGCAGUGGCCGUCAUCAAUGCCAUAAAGAGUGUUUUCUGUGGGGAAAAACCAAGGCAAAGCAAAAAGGUGCUAAAACAGUUGCUAAAGGAAGACAUGGAGCUUGUAAAAAAAGCCAUGAAAGGGAAAAGAGUUUCUUAAGAAGAUAUAUUUUGUUUCUUGGUAGUAUAGAUAUUUUUCAUCAGAUUUUAUGUAUGAUUGGAAGCCCACUUUCUCAUUUGUGACAGCCAUCUAAAUAUAUCUGUUUGUAGCCAUUUCCAAGUCUGGAAUUAAAUGCUUAUUUUUAAAUAAAUCUUUUAUUUUCUC
This is a messenger RNA of Hemicordylus capensis (graceful crag lizard), 6920 nucleotides long. RefSeq names its product NADPH oxidase 5 (gene NOX5). Gene Ontology annotation, cellular component: NADPH oxidase complex; plasma membrane; acrosomal vesicle. The coding region runs from base 4404 to 6755 and encodes 783 amino acids. The transcript has 2 exons. The record is from RefSeq and is a predicted model, not a curated record. Gene Ontology annotation, biological process: fusion of sperm to egg plasma membrane involved in single fertilization; defense response; acrosome reaction. Gene Ontology annotation, molecular function: superoxide-generating NAD(P)H oxidase activity; calcium ion binding. NCBI's taxonomy places the organism in Eukaryota, Metazoa, Chordata, Lepidosauria, Squamata, Cordylidae.